Messenger RNA from Pelobates cultripes (western spadefoot toad), 555 nucleotides. NCBI's taxonomy places the organism in Eukaryota, Metazoa, Chordata, Amphibia, Anura, Pelobatidae. The record is from the annotation of a GenBank genome assembly.
AUGGUAACCUCCAAAGAGUCUCCCACUUUUAGAGUCCAUCAAGAGGUCUGGACUAAAUCUUAUGGAUCCUCCAACACUCGGUGGCUUCCUGCCACAAUUGUGGAAACUUUGGGACCCAAGAUGUACAGAGUUCUCCUGGAAGAUGGUUUCAUUACCAGACGACAUGUCGACCAGUUAUGGUCCUGUUGCCGGUUACCUGAAUCCUUUACCCAAAAGCUUCCUAAGUCCAAAUCCAGUGAGACAGAGGACAUGUGGGAUGAAGUUUGGGUUGACUCUCAAAAUUUUAAUGCACCUACAAGGGUGACCUGUGCUUCUGGGUCUGAGGGUUCUCAUGCCCCUGACCCCAUUUUUUCAACCUUGAACCAAGCACCUUCCUCUUUUUCCUGUCCUGCUACCUCUGACACCCUAACUGUUGGUGGCCGUCCCCAGCGCCACCGCCACCCUCCUGACCGCUUACAACUUCAGGAAUGCAUACGGGACUUCAGUCGGUCCUCCCAUAGGACCCGGAAAUUUCCUGAAGGGUGUUUGCCCCCACAACUUCCUUCUGAAGACUAG